AUGAGUAGCGGGGUCUCUAAUUCGGUUCGGAAAACAUCGGGUGUGCAAGACCGGAUUCCGAAAGUUUCAGUGACAGGCAUAAAAAAAAGCCUCUCUGGGCGUAAAUUUGAAAACUUUGAAUCCUUUCAAUCGGGCUCGUUUAAUCAGAAGGGUCAACCAGAUCCUAAAGAGGGGGUGCUAAAAUUUGCUGAGGUGGAGUCAACACCACUUUUACGAGACGUUACUUACCUUAACGAGCUUUGCAAAUCGAUAUUGCGUUUAGUGUGUGUUAAUGAAAAAAUUCUUAACAUUCUACUCAGCCUUCAAGUGGAUUUGUUUAUUUCAAGGGCUUUGGACCUGAAUGCACAUAAUGAUGAAGAAAGGAUAGAAGCUCUGAAGCUUUCUGCAGUUAUGCUUCAAGUUUAUAACAGGUCUGUCAGAAAAAGCAGGGGUUCAGUGGAGUGUGAGUCUUAUACAUCUCGAGAAAUCCCAGGAAUAAGGACAUCUCUAUUUCCAAAGUCUGUACUUCUUCCAAUUUUUCUCAUCGCUAAAUCUGCCUUUUCUGAAAUGGAGGAAGAUGUGUCUCAGCGGAAGAAUGAUAAGCUAGCUUUGCCCUGUUUUGCUGUAUUUCUGGAGACCGCUGUUAAUGAUCCUUUUCUUGUUAUUGACGUCGCUGGCACUGGAUGGAUAGUUGAUGCUCUACUGAUACCGAAUAACAAGUGGGUUUCAGUACUUGUUUGUCGCAUUUUAUGCUUAUGGUUGGAUUGCCCUCGACUUCGUACAGAAGCUAAGCUAAACACCGUUUUGGAACAACUUUUCGCGCCCAUAGUCGAAAUAGGGUUCUUCCAGUCCGUGACAGUAGGAGAACUGAAGGCUUCUGAGGAAAGGGUUCAGAACAUCCUCGAUUCUUGCUUUGAAGUUCUGCUCAAUUUACUUACAACAUGGUCUGGGCUGUAUUCUUGUGUGUCUUCCGACCGUUACGGAAAAACCAUUGUUGCGUCUCCAUUUAGGCUUCUUCAGUAUCUUGGCUCUGGAACAGUGGUAAACAAAGUCUUAAAGAAGAUGCGAGACCUUGUUGUCAAUUUAUGUUGUGAAUUAACGGACUGUCCGUAUGCUGGGAAAAGUUUUGAGUCAUGGAUUGACGCUGUUCAUUAUUAUUCCUCAAAAGAUUUCCCAGAUCCUUACAAAUGCUCUUUACGGGAAGACUUUAUACUUGCGGAACAUAAGUAUUCUUUAUCACAUUCACAGGAAAUUCUAAAAAAAGUUGAUCUGUUGAAGUCGUUUCGAAGCUUAGCCUUGUUCUUUCUUGUCGAUGCAGGAGUUUUACAGGUAAUUCUUAGGAAUCAAGAAAUAUUUCAAAAACUUAAACUUAUUUGAAA
This is a messenger RNA of Enterobius vermicularis (human pinworm), 1358 nucleotides long. The record is from the annotation of a GenBank genome assembly. Lineage: Eukaryota; Metazoa; Nematoda; Chromadorea; Rhabditida; Oxyuridae.